AUGGUCAAAACAAGUGUGCUGAAAAACUAUGGCUUCGAAGUCGUUCUAAAAGACAUGAUCAACGACCUUCUUGUACUUGAAUCGCCUCAGGGUAUCACCAUUAACACUUCAUCAGAAAGCUGGAAUUCUGUCACUGUUCUAUUUACAUUUAUACUAUUUACAUUCACAGCUAACCUUAUCACGGAUGAAAUUCUUAAAUACCUUGAUGGCGGUGACUUGACAGAAUUAGGCAUAUUGGAGAUGGGCCCUCGUAAGAUCAUCCUCAAUGUUAUUUCUAAAAUAACAGCACAACAAGAGCGUGAGAUCCCAAAAGAGAACGAAAAUUCGGAACAUGAAAAGACCAUACAAUCUAUUCUGGCCGACGAACCAAAACUCCAAAGAAUGCUAAAGCUUCUCACCGCUGGUUCCAUUCCUGCCACUAACGAGCUGUUGAAAAUGAAUAGAGUUCUCACAAAAUUCUAUUUCGAGCGGAUGAUUCUGGAAGAGAAAAGAUAUCCGUCAUGGGGUGAGAAGCAAGAAUUGGCAAUCAAGAUUAUCGAAGCCUUUCCACAGCUGGAAAAAACACGAGUGAGUGCUAAUGCUCCAAGAGAGUCGUAUUUCUUCUGGCGAAACAAAGGCCUUGGAAAAGGGCCACAUUCCGGAAUCAUUGAAACACGCGUGAGCAAUAUGCGUAAAGAUUUACCCUCGGAAGAACGACUUUUCCAAAGGCCAAAGCAAACGAUCAUAGUGUUGCCGGACGGAAUUCAGGAGCUUGCAUCCUACGUGGCAACAUUGACUCCGUCUUUGCAGAACGUCAGGGAGAUAUCUGAAAAAAUGUCACAAUGCACGAUCUUGCACCAAUGGCUACUUAGAGAAACAGAUGUCACUAACUCCUUGAUAAAAACCUUUCCACACUUUCUUGCAUAUAAUGGACUCAUGGUCCAACAAGCCUUCGAACGGCUUCAUCCAAAUGCAAUCAAGGAUUGUAGCACAGACAAACAGACUAUGGAUUCAUUUAUGCAGCUUGGAAUUCUUAUGGAAAAAAACGAAUGGAACGUGGUAGAAGACGUCGAUACUGGCCUUAACAUCCGAGGUGCCCUUCGAUUUUUGAAGAAGUUGACACAUUGUGGCAUCAAGCGGAAAAUGGAAGAAGAUAUGACCAUCGAAGAAUUCUUAGCCACACCGCUGAUUCGGUGGGUGAAAGUUGAAAACACAACGAACCUGAUCGCUACACGUAAUCAUGUGCAUACUCAUCCUGAUUUGCCUCCUCACAUUGUGUUCUGCGCUGGAACCUUCAAAACAGGCGACGAUUCUGUUGUUUUUGCGGAUCACAUUAUCCCUUGUGGUAACUCAGGUGACGUGGCCAUUGACGUUUUGAUGAAGCUUUUUCCAGUUCUGGGAAUCGACGUGCCGGUCCUGCUCAAAAAGCUGUAUGACCUGAUUGCCAUAAACCUUUGGGAAAUCAAACAAUGUUCCACUAGCACCAAAGUAUCGCAGCUGACUCUACGUUUAAAGGAAUUUAUGAGUGCGAUUCGAUGCGAUUAAUUACUCUCAAUGAGCAAAACUUUUUGUUCAGAAUUAUUUUGUUUACCUUUCAAGAAAACUGUAAUUAAAAUUACUGAAUUAUAUGAGUAAAUAAAACCCCAAAAACUA
Armigeres subalbatus is the source of this 1632-nucleotide messenger RNA. RefSeq lists its product as uncharacterized. The transcript has 9 exons. The record is from RefSeq and is a predicted model, not a curated record. Gene Ontology annotation, molecular function: protein binding. Bases 1 to 1524 code for a protein of 507 amino acids. NCBI's taxonomy places the organism in Eukaryota, Metazoa, Arthropoda, Insecta, Diptera, Culicidae.